AUGGCUCCAGGUCUCGAAGCGCUGGCCACCCCUGAGGACGAAUUCCUCAUGUACGUAGACGACAGCCUAGAGAGCCGAGUUCGCGCCCUCUCCGACAUGAAAGAGUACAUCACCGAUGAGGGGCCGUUCGACGCGCUCUUGGCAUUCUCGCAAGGCGCCAGCUGCGGCGCAAGUCUAUUAUUGCAUUUGGAGCGCGAAUACCGCAAGCGAGGUGGCCCCGCGUCGCCAUUCAAAUGCGCCGUGUUUUUCUGCGGAGGACCGCCAGAAGACCCCCGGGACUUGGAACUCGGGGUGGCCCGUAUCAUGGAUGCUAGGGUGGAUGGAGAGGUGCUGGACCUACCAACAGGGCAUGUUUGGGGGCGGAAUGAUGAUAGGUAUGGCUAUGGGCCGGGGCUGAGUGCGCUGUGCUGCGGGGAUAAGCGCGAGGUGUUUGUGCAUGAGGGCGGGCAUGAGAUUCCUGGGGUUAGGGAUCCAGAGGGGGUCUUGAAAGCUGUUCAGGUGGUUAAGAGGACUUUAGCAAGGGCGGAGGUGGACUCUUGA
Molecule: messenger RNA, 540 nt
Organism: Aspergillus melleus
Lineage: Eukaryota; Fungi; Ascomycota; Eurotiomycetes; Eurotiales; Aspergillaceae
Exons: 2
Coding region: 1-540 (179 amino acids)
Cellular component (GO): cytoplasm; nucleus
Source: RefSeq, a predicted model, not a curated record